AUGUUCUCUUUUUUGUUAGCCAUGGAAUCAGGGCCAAUUGAAGUAGCAGCCCUAGGAAGACCUCUGUAUCCUGGAAUGCUUUAUGACUGCCGCAUGGAUUCCUUCAUUCCAGGUGUUACUCUGUGGAAUAAGAAAUCCUUGAGCGAAGAUUUGGACACACGUCCGCAGCUCCUGACAGAUUUGAAGUUCAGUAGCUCUGAUUCUCUCUCUAGUAAGUCUGGUCUCCUGGAUGUAAGUGCUUCCCUGAAAGCCAGCUUCAUGGGGGGGCUGGUGGAGGUGGGAGGAUCUGCCAAGUAUCUGCAUGACACCAAAUCCUCAAACCAGCAGUCCAGAGUAACAAUGUAUUACAAAGAAACCUCCAGUUUUGAACAGCUCACUAUGACCCAGCUGGGCCAGAUCACCUACCCUCAGGUAUUUGACCAGAAAACAGCAACUCAUGUGGUCACGGCUGUGCUGUACGGAGCUCAGGCCUUCAUGGUGUUUGAUCGGACAUUUUCCAAAGACCAAAACAAGCAGGAGAUUGAGGGAGAACUGAAUGUCAUGGUCAAGAAGAUCCCUGCAUUUUCAAUUGAAGGAAAAGGAGAUGUACAAAUGACAGAGGGUGAAAAGAAAAGGGCUAACAAUAUUAGCUGUACAUUUCAUGGUGACUUCCAUCUUGAGCAGAACCCCACCACAUACAUGGAGGCCCUGAAUUUGUUCGAGCAGCUUCCCACUCUGCUAAAGAAGAAUAAACAGAAUGGGGUUCCCAUAAAAGUCUGGCUGUAUCCUCUUCAUUUAUUGGAUAACAAAGCAGCUCCGUUGAAGAGAGAAAUCUGCACAAGUUUGGUUUCCAUCACUGAAGAUAUAAUUGAGGGCCUGGGAGAAGCAGAGAGGACAUGCAAAGACCUGUCCAGAAGUGCAAUGGAAAAUUCUUUCAGUGAUAUCAAAGAGAGGCUGCUCUCAUUUCAGGCCUCAUUUAGCACUUACAAGAUCAUGUUCAUGAAAGCAGUGGCAAAGGUCUUGCCUGGCAUUCGAGAAGGACAGAUGGAGGAGAAAUCACUGAAAGACAUCUUGGAAAUCCACAGAAGCUCCCCUUUUAAUGAAGGCAUGCUUAACCAGUGGUUAGAUGAUGCAAAGUCUGAACUUCACCUCUUGAGUUUUCAAACCAACAAGCUGAAGGGGAUCACAAUUAAAGACUCGGAUGGUCUCAACGCCAUCCUCCUUGAUCCUGAUAUUGAUGAUGUGGUGUGCUUGACUUUCACAUCUCUGAAGUAUGAAGACCCGUAUCUUUUAACACUUAAGGAAUACCUGAAUUCUGACAAGUUUCAAGAGCAAGAUGGGCAGGGGGAAAUGUUUUCUAUGGCACCUUUCAAAAAAUGGUUCAAUGAUUCUGAUAUCAUAGUAAAGAUGAGAGAGAACGUAUGUCAUUUCAGGCAUUUGUCAGAGAGCAAUACAGAUGCAAAGAGAAUCUGCUUCGUUAUUUCUGCCAUUUCUGAUCCCUCCAGUCAAGGCUCCUCCAUCUAUCUUUAUGAAAAAGGGAAACUGACAUGCAAACAGGUAAAUUUUAUGUCACUGCCACCACCGAUAGUGAAGGUUGUCUUGGACAAAUCCGUGUCCCUGAAACUGUGGAAGUCCCCAGAUGAAGAAAAAGUGCAGUACAGAGUGGAGUACAAGCAGGUAAAAGCAGGUUCUGGAGCUGAGGAACAGUGGCUUGUCAAAAACACAGCUUAUGAAGACUACACUCUGACUGGAUUGGAGCCUGGAAAGCAGUACUUGAUCCGCUACAAGACAGUGCACAGAAAGGGAAUGAGUCGAGCCAGUGAUACUGUCAACAUUGUAUCUUCUUCAGUUCCUUUCUCAGAACAACCUGUGAUUGUGGGUGGGACAGGAGGAAAUGAAUUCUUCUUUAAUACUCCUUCCAGCAGCACUUUUGAGAGGAUCAUCUUUACUUUAAAUCAAGAAACACUGAGAACAAUCCAGGUGACCUUCAAAGGCGGCCACAAGAUUGAAGUUGGCGCUCUAAAAGGAACUUCCCAGCAUGAAUUUCUAUUUGACCACAAUGAUAAAAUUGUUGCUGCAACACUGUGGCCAAAUAAGAAUCAGAACAGAUGUGGAGGUUUGGAAUUUGUGGUUGCCAAAAGCAAUGGUAAGAGAACAACAUUAUCUGUCAAGUGUCCACAGCUGGGUAUGCCUGUCAAGGUUGAUGUGAAGUCUGGAAAGUGUUACGGCAUUGCGGGGAGGAGCGGAGAUGAAAUUGAUGCUCUGGGCUUCUACUUCAUUUAGCCUCCAUCUCUCUCUAUAUAUAUAUAUAUAUAUAUAUAUUAUAUACACACACAUAUUAUAUAUAUAUAUAUAUAUAUAUAUAUAUAUAUAUCUGUUGCUGACAGUAUUUUUGAAUAUCUGAGCGUCUAACAUCUAAACAGCCAAUCAUAUAUGCAUGUAUAAGUUAGUAUACUGUGGUAGAAAAAAAAAAUCAUAAAAGAAAUAAAAAGAAAAUAAAGGAUAUAAAAUUAGGGAAGUUGUUGUAAUAAGGGUGAAUAUAGACUCAGAAAAGUCUUUGGAACAUUAUUUUUGUCAAGUGUGAUUUCUGCUUCAAUAAAAUAUGAAUGUGUUUGCUGCAGUAAAUAUAUCAAGAUGCCCUGAAUAUUCACAAAGUUUAUGAGAAGGUUAUGAGAAGAUUUGAAAAUAGUAAAAGACACAUAUAGCAAGGACGACUUUAAACAGAUAUGUCACUUAUGCAUUUUUGUACACCAUGUUAUCAUGUAAUCUAGACUUUAGAAUGAUUAAUCCUGUGAAAGACAAUUUUUUUUGCAUUGCAUUUUGCAAUAAUUUUGCAUUGUUGAAUGUAACCAGUCAGAGAUUGUAUUGUGUAAAUUUACUAACCCUUGCAUCAUUUACAAAGUAUAAAUAUGUAUGUAUUCUUUUGUUCGGCGAGUCUCUCUUAGUAAAUGAAACCAGAGAACUCUCGGCCACUAAAUAAACUUUUGUUCCUG
This is a messenger RNA of Ctenopharyngodon idella (grass carp), 2972 nucleotides long. Its product is annotated as cytolytic toxin-alpha-like. The record is from RefSeq and is a predicted model, not a curated record. NCBI's taxonomy places the organism in Eukaryota, Metazoa, Chordata, Actinopteri, Cypriniformes, Xenocyprididae. The coding region runs from base 1 to 2262 and encodes 753 amino acids. The transcript has 4 exons. Gene Ontology annotation, molecular function: protein binding.